Messenger RNA from Pungitius pungitius (ninespine stickleback), 4701 nucleotides. It is a transcript of the gene klf12b, whose product is annotated as Kruppel like factor 12b. Bases 146 to 1141 code for a protein of 331 amino acids. Gene Ontology annotation, molecular function: RNA polymerase II cis-regulatory region sequence-specific DNA binding; DNA-binding transcription factor activity, RNA polymerase II-specific. Gene Ontology annotation, biological process: regulation of transcription by RNA polymerase II. The record is from RefSeq and is a predicted model, not a curated record. The transcript has 4 exons. Lineage: Eukaryota; Metazoa; Chordata; Actinopteri; Perciformes; Gasterosteidae.
CAGCAGUAGAGAUGUGAAGUGUCAGGCUAUGAGUACAUUAAUUGAUUAACUGAUUGUUAUUAGUUUCUUCCAGGUUGUGUGUGUGUAUAUCAAAAAAGAUUCUGCUUCUGCUUCCACAGUCCCUAAAGUGCGUCCCUACUCUGCAAUGGACGGCGUGCCCUUCUUCCUCAGCAGAGUCAAAGCGGAGCCCCCCGAAGACCUGCUCGCCCACGACCUGCACUUCCACACGCAGACCGAGCCCGUCGACCUGUCGAUCAACAAGCCCCGCCCCUCGUCUUUGUCCACCACCCCGACCACCACCUCGUCAUCCUCCCCCCUGCGCUACGCCUUCUCGCCGUCGUCUUUAUCGUCGUCGUCGUCCUCUUCCUCCUCCUCCUCCUCCUCGCCGUCGGUCAUCACCUCGGCUUCAUCGGUGCUCACGCCGGGUCCCCUGGUCGCCCCCGGGGGCGGGGUGAGGGGUCAGCCGUAUUUGCACAUCCUGCACUCUGUGCCGGCGCCUCCGUCCAGCCCCCUGAGUCUGCACGCGGCGGGGAAGCUGGGCAGCCAUGUGCACCGCAUACCGGUGGUGGUGCAGUCGCUGCCCCUCAUGUACACCACAGCCGUGCGAUCACCAUCCAGCCUCAACAACACCAUCAUGCUACCUCUGCUGGAUGAGGUGAAGAGCCAGGCCAAAGCACACACGGACCUGUCGCCAAGGCAGAUCAAGAGCGACAGCGACGACGACGACCUGCCAAACGUGACCUUGGACAGUGUUAAUGAGACCGGCUCCACUGCGCUGUCUAUAGCCCGCGCAGUACAAGACUCCAUGUCCCCGUUCAGUAUGGACAGCAUACGGCGCCCCCGGAGGUCAGAGUCCCCCGAUUCCAAAAAGAGGAGAAUCCACAGGUGUGACUUUGAGGGCUGCAAUAAAGUGUACACCAAAAGCUCCCAUUUAAAAGCACACCGGAGGACACACACAGGGGAAAAGCCAUACAAAUGCACCUGGGACGGCUGCACGUGGAAGUUCGCCCGCUCCGACGAGCUGACGAGGCAUUACAGGAAACACACGGGGGUGAAGCCCUUCAAGUGCGCGGACUGUGACCGCAGCUUCUCCAGAUCCGACCACUUGGCCCUGCACCGACGGAGACACAUGCUGGUGUGAACCGGACUGGGCGCAAAGGUCAACUGAGAGAGAGAGAUAGAGAGAGAGAGAGAGAGAGAGAGAGAUCAAUGGAACAGACACACACACACACACACAUAGGCAGUCGGGGGAGCGGGACCUCCCCAUGAAUGUUUUUCAGCUGGCCUGGACACGCACACGUGUAUACACACACUCACACACACACAUGCACACACACACACACACACACACACUCACCCAUCCGUCACAAGGAGAGGAGAUGGGAGAUGGAGACGUGCACAGGGUCACUUCUGGAUCCCCUUUGGGUUGGAAGGAACGGACGGCAGGAUCUGAUAUUGUUAUUCUUUGGAGUAUAAUAGGGAACUGUCUUUUACAGCACUGUUUGUACAUGUUUCACUCUGGUUUUUAAAAAAGAAUUCACACUCUUUAUUUGGACGAAAACGAUAUAUAUUACGAUGGCAAAGGUGUCUUUUUGGUUGGACUGUUUCUUUUCUUUGUUGCUGCUUUUUCAGCACUCAUAAUGUGAAAGUCCACGAUGUGUGGAAAGGAGGAAGUUCUGCCCGGCCCGGAUCACUGGUCGGAGCCACAGGGCCGUGUCGUUGCGCCGCGGCCGGCAGAGGGCGCCAUUGCACCGCGGAUAGUUCCCUCAGCCUGCCGAUACAUCCGCGCGCUGUCGUCCGUCUCAUCGGCAGCAAACCGCACCCUCACAGAUACGAUCUGAAAGGAUCGACCUUUUUUCAGACAUUUGUUGCUUUAUUUCCGAACCAAGGAAACCAGACACGCGGAUCAUCGCACCAGCAAUGACCCCGCUGACUGGGGCCAACUCCCCAAAUCUCAUCAGUGCUAUUCAUUAUGUGAGCCUCCUGAAAGCAUUUCCUUAAACACACACACACAUCUUUGGUGGAACAUUUGCUGUGAUUAGCAAUCAGUUAAGUGCAAUCUAAAAGGAUAAAUAUCAUUUCAGUAUACCGACGUUAUGUUUAUUGAAUCUUUCUUUUUAUUCCAUGCCUGCUUGUUGCAUAAGUUUCCACUCAGAAGAAACACAAACCCUCAUGUACAGUGAACUUUGCAAUCAAUGAGAGGACAUUUCCAGUAUCAACAAAAAAAAACAAUUAGACGCGUUUACCGACCAUGAAGCUCCGCCCCUUCGCUCCGUGACAACGAAGCUCCGCCCCUUUGCCCCGGAUGUCGCUAUCGGAGGUGACGUUUCGAUUGGUUUCGGUAGCUGCGCCACGAGGUUUUAAUCUGGUCUUUUCCCUUUUUUUGUUUUAUUUUUGUUUGUCUCAAAUACAGAAAAUCACUUGAAAUGUUCUCACCCCAGAUCAGAUAUGUGAGAUGUGAUUUUCGGAUUUGGCUACCGAAAAUGCUGACAAAUGCAGGAGUAGCAUCUGCAUAGACGCAUAGGACACAUAUACAAGUACCAAGCUGCACACGCAGAAAUGCACGAUGCAAGCACUUGAGACUACAUUUUAGAUGCAUUCACUGGCACGACUUCUCUUAAGUAGCACCUCGACCUUAGGUAGGAAAUGUAAUUAAUGAGUGCAUUUUUAUCGUCAUAGUAACAAAUAUUUUUAAAUGUUUUUCCAAUACUCCUCCAGCUGGGGAAGGCCUGCACACAUAAACGCACAGAGGCCAUCCCAUAGCCUCCGAAAGUGCUGCUAAAUGCAUUCAUUGGACCGGAGCCAGUGACAAGAAAAGGCAACCCUGAAAACUACACACACACACACACACACACACACAUCCUCACUUCUCAGCAAAGUAGCCAAAGUCCGGAAGUCGCCUCUGCACAUGACCCCCACUCGAUGCAAUGGAGAAUGGCAAUGUGUGGUAUCAUAAUUUAUGCACAUUGUUUGCACACAUGUCAUUAUGUCCAGUUGUACUAUCAUUUUGGCAAAAACAUAUCAGCACCUUGUUUGUCUUUUAAGUACAAGUUUAUCUUAUUUCAGAUGUCGAUUUAUAAACGAAAUCAUUUUCGUGGUAUUUUAUCCUCCAUAUAUUGUAUAAGAACACCUUAUUACUGAGGGGCACUUCAUCUUUUUGCAUAUAACUCAACUUUUUUUCUUCUGUAAAAAGGAUCUUUUGAAAAUGUUGUAAUAUAUGUGACAGUGAAGAUGAAACUUAUUACAAAGUUCUACAGCCUGUAUAUACAUUGGAAAAAUAGGGCUUUUGAUUAGUAGAUGCAGGAAAUACAUUUAUACGUGUAAAGUCUUUUUUCCAGACUGUAAUUUAUCUAAUUUGAUAUACAGUGAAAUGGGGCUAAAGGUGUCCGUCUUGUAAAUUACCACUCGUGACGUCACACAGCAGUUUGCUUUCCUUGGUUUAUGGUUCAAUAAGCUCAUGGUCAGAUCAUUUCUACUCCCAAACGGCUGAACCAGUGUUUGCUAUAAUCAACAAAUUAUUUAUAUACCAAUUUGACCGUAUUUAAGGUACUCUCCUCCCUGCGUCUGCAAGAAAUGAUGUUAAUCGAGCACAUAUCCAAGACGCUGGUAUUCAGUGUACGACGUUGCAUGCCUUAAUGCGCCAUUUCCUCAAUUCGAUUGAACUUGAACACGGCGUCUCGGCGAGACAGGGUGUGUGUUAUAUUUCCCUCCAGUAUCUCUCUCCUCAUUUCAAAGCAUAAUUUUGUAACGGCAACCAGGGUCAAAGUUAUGCAAUACUAAUGAAUAGUGCCUCAUAUUGCAAAACUCGCAACAUCAGCCGCUGUCCGCAGAGUUUCGAUUUUCUUUCAACGCGUGUGCUUAAAUUAAUAAACACCCAAUGGGAAAAGCAUCAAUUUUUGGACAAAAAGAACAAAAGACGCACAGAGGACAUUAUGCAAGUGGGACCUUUCAUGUUUUACUUGAGCCUCGCGCCAUCGUGUCCAAUGCAGCGUCCUCCCACACCACGCUCACAGCUGGCGUGGUUGCUUGUCUCGCAAUGAGUCCCCUCCCCCCCCCAGGGGGGGGGGUGCGGACCGGAGAGACGAAGGCCUCUCCAUGUGUCAGGUCCGUCCCGUCCAUUCAACGUGGAGGACGGCGAGGAGAUCCCAAGUACACCCUUCUCUAUUGGUUCCAUAUCUAUUUUGAACUUUCUGUUGUAACAUCUGCUUCUGAUUUCCGGGUUUUGAAAGUUUUAAGUAGUGAAGCCUAUGUUUUUUCCAAGUUUGCUGAUAUUGCGUACAGUAAUCGUUGUUCCUGUAUUUAUGUAAAGUGAGUGUAGUGUAAAUAUAUUCAGAUCUUUUCAUUCUUACCGGGAAAAAAAAAACAUUUAAAAAAAAAAAAUCUGAAAUAAAUGUGAUAAUGCUCAGCUUCAAAUGGAGAUUCUGCUCACAGAAUUCCACAUCUGUUAAAAAUUUGUAAUCCUGAUAUUUUUCAAAAAUUCAAGAACAGGUGUCCUUAUUUUUCUUUUUGUUGUUUACUGUUACGCUUUUCUUUUUUUUUUUCUCCAAGAGUUGUUGAAGUAUCCAGUCAGUGUUUUGCCUUUUUUCUCUCUGUAUUUUUUCAUAUGGAUGGAGCUGUGAAAUUAAAAUAAGUUCAAACAUAUACAUGUAUAUUAAUAUGAAUGGAGGCAUGAAGGUUAAUAAAGUUGCAUUUUGUAUGUAA